Molecule: messenger RNA, 1833 nt
Organism: Cetraspora pellucida
Lineage: Eukaryota; Fungi; Glomeromycota; Glomeromycetes; Diversisporales; Gigasporaceae
Source: the annotation of a GenBank genome assembly
GGUUUUUCCUACGCUAAUAAAGUAAAUUUUGAAAUAUCAACUAACAAUAUUUGGCCAGACCAUGUAGGUCAAUUUAAAACUAACACAGCAUUAUUGUAUGACAAUGAUUUGAGUGAAGUCAAAGCGUGGGGUCGUUCAGCAUUGGCUGAAAAACCAAGUAGAAGACGUCCUCAAAAAUCGAAUAAUUCGACACAUGUUGAAUUAUUUAAAUUACAUUUGGGUGAUAUUCCAGAUGAUGAAAAGCCAGUUUUACCCGAAAAUUUACAUUAUAAACAAGCAAUAACUGAUUAUCUCAGAGAAUUAGUUCCUGCUGAAUUUUCUGAAAAAGCAAAAGGAAUAAUGAGAGGAUGCAUAUAUAAUGCAGAAUUAAUAGAGACACCUAAUUCUCCAAAUUUGCAAUUUACUACAGAACCCGAGGCUGCUGCAAUAUAUUGUAUAGAUACGCUUAAAGAAUGUUACGAAUUUCCAGUUGGAAAAUCAUUCUUAUUAGUUGAUUGUGGGGGUGGUACUAUAGAUCUUACAACCAGAAGAUUAUUGAAAGGAAAUAGAUUGGGAGAAAUAACUGAACGUACUGGAGGUUUUUAUGGUAGUUCUUAUGUUGACAGAGAAUUUAUAAAUUUUAUUAAACGUAUAGUUGGUUCUUCAGCUCUCAGAUUACUUCAAAAGAAUCAUUAUAGUCAAUUUCAAUAUAUGAUUCAAGAAUUUUGUCGACUUGUUAAAACUGUUUUUACUGGUUCAAAAGAUUUUAGAACAUUUGAAUUGGAUUUUAACGAAUUAUGUCCGGCUAUUAAACAAUAUGUUCAAGAACCUUUAAAAAAUCAACUAGUAGAAGAUGAUUGGAUAAUAGAUGUUGAUUUUUAUACUGUUAAAGCAAUGUUUGAUCCAGUAAUUAAUCAAAUAAUUAAUUUAAUAAGUUUACAAUUGAAUAAUGCACAUAAUGAUUGUGCUGCUAUUUAUUUAGUUGGUGGUUUCAGCGAGUCAAAAUAUUUACAAACCAGAAUAAGAUCAACUUUCAAUUACAUUCCAAAUAUUUUGGUUCCAAAAGAUCCUGUUACGGCAAUUGCUCGUGGUGCCGUUCAAUAUGGAUUAAAUAUGAAAACCAUUAAAACUAGAGUAUUGAAAUAUUCUUAUGGUGUUAAACUUGCUUUUGAAUGGAGACCAGGUGACCCUCCAGAAAGAAGAACUCCUAAAGGAAGAAUUUUUAAAUUCCAUCAAAUGGCAACACGUGGAACAACAGUUGAAGUCGAUCAAGAAUUUUCCGAAGUUUUCGUACCAUUCACUAAAAAACAACAAAUAAGAACUUAUCGAAUUUACGUUACUCGAAAAAGCUUUGGAACAUAUUGCGACGAGCCAGGGAUGAGAUUUCUUGGUGGACUUAAAAUUGAUUCUCAAAAUACUUCUCAUGGAAUGAAAAGGCCUGUACUAUUUUCACUUCGUUUUGGUAAAAUGGAAAUUGAUGCUAUUGCAAUAGAUCAACUUAAAAUACAUCAUCGUUGUAUAUCUGCAACUCCUCCUCAUGAUGGUGAGGUUAGAUAUGAUCACGGUUUUCUUCGUUUUUUUGGUAUCACUCAAGAUCCUGAAACAAAUGAUUACAUCAUGGUUACUGAAUUAGCUCCAUAUAUGGAUAUUCGUAACUUAUUACAUCAAAAUUUUUUCGAUUUAAGUUGGUGUGAUAAAUUAUAUUGGCUUCGUAAUAUCGCUGAUCCAGAAAUCUUGGAAGAUACUUUUAAGGCAGCUGAUAAAAUUAUACCAAGUUUAGACACCUCUUUCACUGUGCAUCCUGAUGCGUCAUAUAAAAGUAGAUUACUUAAUUUUGAAGGUGUUUUCGAUUAG